Messenger RNA from Anguilla rostrata (American eel), 4645 nucleotides. RefSeq names its product vesicle transport protein SFT2B-like. The transcript is spliced from 8 exons. Gene Ontology annotation, cellular component: membrane. The record is from RefSeq and is a predicted model, not a curated record. Gene Ontology annotation, biological process: vesicle-mediated transport. NCBI's taxonomy places the organism in Eukaryota, Metazoa, Chordata, Actinopteri, Anguilliformes, Anguillidae. Bases 135 to 623 code for a protein of 162 amino acids.
CACGGAAGUAACAUUCGUAGAAUUCACCUGUUGCGUGUUCAACAGGAAAGAGAGAAAAUAACAAGAAACAAUUGAAGUAACAUUGACGAAACUCGCGAGUGCCGGCCACGGUUAGAGCCCUUGCAUCGACGUUCAUGGACAAACUAAAGAAGGUUCUGAGCGGCCAAGAUGGCAAUAAUGAUGACAUUAACAUCGUGGAGGCAGCGAACCGAGCCUCAACUCUGAGCUGGAGUACACGGAUAAAGGGGUUCGCCGCUUUCUUCGUGCUUGGAGGGGUGUGCUCGGUGAUGGGGGUGUGUUUUCUGUUUCUUCCAAAAAUUGGAUUGAUUUUGUUCAUUAUCCUUUACACCAUUGGCAACAUUUGCACUCUGGCCAGCACCAUGUUCCUGCUGGGGCCCUGGAACCAGCUGAAGAGGAUGUGUGAGAAGACCCGUGCCUUCGCCACCAUCCUUAUGCUGGUGUUUCUUGCCUUGACUCUCUGCGCUGCUUUUUGGUGGAAGAACUAUGGGCUUGCUUUGCUGUUUUGCAUUUUGCAAGUCAUUUCAUUUGCUUGGUACGGUCUGUCCUACAUACCAUUUGCAAGGGAUGCAAUGUUGAAGCUGUUCGCCCUCUGCGUGAAGUGAGGAGGGCCUCCCUCCACGCCCCCACCCCCUGUCCUAUCCCUGCUUUUAGGACCAUGAAGGGAGCAUACCUGCAAAAGUUUACAGGUGCCACUCCAUCCUCUAGCAAAAUGGCACCCACCUGCUGUCCUGAACAUUUUACAAAAAAUCUCAAAGAGGGCUAAAAGCUUUUGUUGAGGGUAAAUUGUAUGUAUAUUAUGUUUCUUUUUUAAUCACGCAGACUGACAGAAGGAAUAAGAGCUCUGUUCACAUCGGUCUAAAUUUGGACUUCUCCACACCUCUGCUUUCCCCUUCUGGGAGGAAUGUAUAUGCUGUAGAUGAUACACUGUGUACCUGUACAAGUGCCUUCUCAGUCGACGUAUCUCUGGUUGAGGGUUAAAAUGAACAAAUUUAGUGAAGGACCUCAAUUAUGUGUCUAUAUUAGUGUUUAAUACAGUAUUUAAGUUUUCAUCGCUUAGUGUGUAUGCAUUUUAUUUUCUUUUCCACACUCCUAGCCGUAAACAAGUGUAUUUAUGAGUUACAUAUAAGCGGAUAGUGAAAUAAAUACUUUAAAAUACAUUUGAAAGGAUUCUGUUACACAUAGGAAAUGAAAGUACCAUAAUCCUGCAAACUGAUGACUGGCCUGGAUUCCAUCUACAAUUGUCCUAUAUUUUAGCUUAUGACCUAAAGCAAGUUUUUGCAAUUUUCUUCAUGAACACAGUUGAGUGAGUUCAUUUUUGAUGAUUGCCUAACAUUAACAUUUAUUUGUAUGUUAAAUAUAAGGGCAAGUGUUGAAUGAAUGUUAGCCUUUUUCUUAAACUCAAAGAUGAAAUGAACAAAGCGAUAUGAUCACCUCUGCUGUUCUAAAGACGAGGGAAACCUAUAUACUGUACAUACAGUACGUGCUGUAUUUGAACAAGAACAUAAGCUGCACUGCGUAAAAGCCUGUAAGAAUAGGGACCAAAUAUUAUUUUUUGAAGGCCGAUAUCCAGCCUGUACUGGUGAAUGGAUCUUUUAAAUGAUCUUUUAAAAGUAAGGAAGCAUUGGAAAAUCAUCCCCAGGGGAAGCAUUCAGCUGCAAAUUUUCACUUGUGGAAAUACAGGGUGCCUGCUAUGCCCAACCAAACUCUUUAUCUGGGUUUUAAUGUCUCAAAACCAAAAUCCUAGGUGCCUUUACAUUUAGUGGCACAGUAUGGUGGAAUGUGCUAGAAGUAGUCAUUCUCUGAGCUGAAAACUUCUUUAGAGACACAUCCAUGCCACAUUGCAUCGGCCUGGCCUGUCUGCAUCACUGAAAUCCCUGACCCUGAUCUGUGCGUGUCCUCAUGGUGCCGCUGGGGAAAGAACCAUCUCUGUUAAAUUUGUACUGUGUAGAUAAAGACACAUAAUGAGCCAAAAUGGCCGGUAUGGCCUGUUCUGAUCUGUGAUGCUCUAAUGUUCUAACAUUCUGUGAUCAUUCUCCUCUGGCCUACCAGUAAGAGAAGUUCUGCUGUAGUCUAGGGUAUACGGUAUGCUGCAUUUUUACAGGUUAGAUUUCUUUUUGUCAUUUUAAUAUAUCUUUUUAGAGUUAUAUUAUUAUUAGUUAUAUUAUUGCCCACAUUGGGGGGUUUUCUGUUCCUUGACACAUGUGUUCAUAGAUAUAGGUGACAUUUUUGAAAUUUCUUUUCAUUUGAGGGAAUUACAAUCAGUUACUAUUGUAAUUCCCUGACAAUGGUUGAUUUUUGAAUAUCUGAACUCUCAAAAUAAAUUACCUUUCCCUUUAGGCGUUUACCUUGAUGGAUAAACCCGGUAUUGCUAUUCCUUCUUUUUGGGUUAAACUUUUAAGGAAGUUUUUUUUUCCAGUGCUUACACAACUUGUUUUUUUUUUUUUUUUUAACUCAUGCAGUUGGUAAUGAGGAGGCUCUUGUUUUUAAAAUGUUACUACUUUAACUGCACUGCAAGUAUAGUUAAUGCAAUUAUGUCAAAUACCAUUGCACAGUAAUUUACUGUUAAAGGAGCUUCUAUCCCUGAUACAAUGUCAGUGAACAUGCAUGUCUGCAUUUAAACAGCCCAUCUUAGCCUCCCUACAGUAUUCAUUGGCUUAGAUUACAAUAUUUACUUUAUUUUAAUUCUGUUAGCCUGUUAAGUCCUCUUUUCCUAUCAGUGUCUUUGUCUUUCUGUCAGAACUACAGUUUCAAUCUGUUACAGCAACUCCAAAUGUUAUUAAUCAUUAAUUUUUUGGUUAAUCGUGGAAUGUGUUUAUUUUCUAGAAAUGUGUGUUUACUUCAGCAUCUCUGCCACUUCAGGGAAGUGAUUUGAUGCCUUAGAAAGUGGCAGUUGUUCAUUUUGACUUCUAGUGAACUUUUCUCACUCGUGGAAGCUUUUGUACCAGGAAGGGGCGUGCUGUUCUUCUGUGCUGUUGGCCUUUACUUUACACAGAAAAGGAGGGAACAAACUUCAGAUUAAAAAUAACUUAUGUGCCUUAUGUAAGCAAUCUCGCAGGGAAACAACAUUUAUACUUAUUAAACACAAUACAUUUUAAAGCAGAAAUGUAAUGCUCCUGAAUAAAUUUAACAAAUUUAUAUCUUGAGCAUUUAUCUAAAAUCUUACAUCUAGUGGUAAAAAGCUGAAUCAGUUUUGUGUGCUUUUUAGGGUGUUGGUUGCUGUUAGUGCAAGACUAGCAGGCAUUAACUGCUCUCAUAAUAUGUGAGGUAGAUUUAAUCUCUUCCAUAGCUGCAGUCCAUCAUACCUGGGGUGACCCAGUGGUGUUCUCAUGGUAAUCUAUUAUUUUGUGUUUCCUUGGCAACUUGCACUUCCCUGCUAUUUGUGAUCUGAAAGGUCUCUGCAAGUUUAGGUCCAGAGGACUUUUAUAGACCACGAAAGAAGCUAAUGGGGAAGCAGUUUGCUUUAAAAUGUGAAAAAGUCUUUUGUGUGUAAAAAUGGUGGUAUAAGUUUUUUUUUUUUGUGAGUUUAACUUUAAUGUUUUUCAUGCUGGAUCUCUAUAUACCAAUAAUAAUAGGAUAAUGUACAAUUUAACACACUUGCUAGUUUGCUUAGUUAGCUAGCACUUGUAUGUCUUGAUAAAUCCUAGCAGUUUAAUGCCUAAAACACAUGCAGGAAACUUUAUGUGUAUAUGCAUACACACACACGCACACAAUCAACAGAUGCAAAUUCAGAAAGAUCUUGGUUACGCAGAACUUUCUGGCUGCGGUCUCAAUGAUACUAUAACACUUAGCUUUCAAAGGUCAACUGGACAGCUAACUGGUUCAUUGGUGAUUUAUCAAACACAUUUAUAAAUGGGUUUUGGGAAUUUCCAGAUGACAUUAUCUCAUGCAGUUAGGCACAUGCUUAUUAGGCACUGUUCAAUCAGUAGUGAAUAGUGUGUAUAUAGUAAAUAGCUAAUUAUUGUCUGCCAGGAACACAGCAGCCUGCUCACAUCCACACCCAAUCAGUGUUGAAGUUUAAUUAGGUUUCUAAGGAUUAAAUCAAAUAAGAGUCAGAAGUACAAAGAACAAAAAUAAGAAUAAAGGCGUGCUGUUGUUUUUUUUAUAAAUAAAUUGCUACUGCAGAGCAAGGUCGUUGUGCAAAGUGAUUUCCAAUGAUUUACUUCUGGGUUUUAUUCUGUUCGUACACAGUGUACCUGAAAUAAGUGUCAGUGCAAUCGGCUCUGUUACAGCGGAUAGAUGUUCCAGAGGAUUUCAGCAGAAAUUACCUGUGGCUCUCAAUUUAACAUUUUACUUUGCAUUUCUUUCAUUGCAGGUGUUUUCUGUUUAGAAAUGUUCUGUUCUGUCUGCUCGUGAUUUUAUAGGGAUUUCUGUUCCUUUCUGUGUCCUCUUGGAAUUGAGAUCUUUGUGGCCUGGAUUCCAUUUACAUAAGAUGAAUAACUGUUUGAAUGUAUUACUGAAUUUGCCCUUUUUUCUCAGUCAGCUGUUCCAUAUUAUUUGUGUUAUUUUCAUUUUGUUUGUCUUGGGCUUUCAGUUUUGUUCCAAUCAACUGGCUGUUGGUAACGACUGCAUGUAUGAAACACAUAAGGUCUUAUGUUGUUGAACAAAAUAAAUAUUUUGAACAUUA